CGGCGCCCGCGCUGCACGCACACCGCGCUCACAUUCACAGCACCCUGGCUGUCCCCACACGCCCCUCCUCAUACCCCCUGGGGGUUCCCGAGGCAGGGGUGCGGGCUCUUCACGAAGUGCCCCAACCCUAAGAGGCAUAUCGCAGCCUGUCGCCUGGAGGCCCGGGAGCCCAGGGAAGGAGCCUCAGCCGCCCAUGUCACCCGCCUGGGUCUGGGGCUUCCCAGGGGCCCCUCGGAACCUUGGACUCCGCUGCUCUUUGGUGGAGGGAACUUGCCCGACAGACCGUGGAUUUGGGAUGAAGAUGGGCUGGGGGUGGGGUGGAACUUGAGAGCCUGGAGCCAGGACUGUUGGGUGGAGGAACCCUGAGCCAAAGAACCUGGUGACCCCCCUUUCACAGGGGCUGAGAGGGGCUGCGAGCCCCCCUCUUCAGUCAGUGAGGCCAUCCCCACACAGAGCGCCUGGGAAACCCGCACUUGAAGCGUCAGCCCUACCCCCACCCGGAGGAGACAGGUUCAGAGAGAGGGCAGCUGUUGUGCUUCCUACUAAAACUGGGGAAACUGAGGCUCACCCAGACCAGGCCUGCGAUCCACUCCAGCAUCCUGUGCUGAGCCAAAGCCGCAGCCCCUCUGCCUGGCAGACCGCCAGGCUGCCAGCGGGAGCCUGCUGGGGUUGUCCAGGCACAGUGAAAUGGAGCCGGGGGGUCUCGGGCACAUUUCAGCUACCGCAGCGGGCAUCAUGGCCGUGGACGUGGCGGAACACCACUUGAGCGUCAUCAAGAGCCCACCUGACUGGGAGGUGGGUGUCUACGCCGCGGGGGCCCUCGCGCUGCUGGGGAUCGCAGCUGUGAGCCUGUGGAAGCUCUGGACAUCGGGUAGCUUCCCCAGCCCCUCCCCAUUCCCCAACUACAACUACAGGUACCUUCAGCAGAAGUAUGGCGAGACCUACGCUGAGGCCAGGCAGAAGAGAGUGCCUGCCUGGAGCACCCAUCGGGCCAGCACUCGGGGACCACCCAGUCGCAAAGGCAGCCUCAGCAUGGAGGACACCUUUGAGACCAUCAGCGAGCUGGGGCCCCUGGAGCUGAUGGGCCGGGAGCUGGACCUGGCCCCCUACGGGACGCUCCGGAAGUCCCAGUCAGUGGACUCCGUCAACUCCAUCUCCUCCGUGAGCAAUACCUUUGGACAGGACUUCACGCUGGGCCAGGUGGAGGUGAGCAUGGACUACGACACGGCCUCCCACACCCUCCACGUGGCUGUGCUGCAGGGGAAGGACCUCCUGGAGCGGGAGGAAACCAGCUUCGAGUCCUGCUUCAUGCGCAUCAGCCUGCUGCCUGAGGAGCAGAUCGUAGGCAUUUCCCGGAUCCAGAGGAACGCCUACUCCAUCUUCUUCGACGAGAAGUUCUCCACGCCCCUGGACCCUGCUGCCCUGGAGGAGAAGAGCCUGCGGUUCUCGGUGUUCGGCAUUGAUGAGGACGAGCGGAACGUCAGCACGGGCGUGGUGGAGCUGAAGCUCUCUGUCCUUGACCUUCCGCUGCAGCCCUUCAGCGGCUGGCUCUACCUACAGGAUCAGAACAAGGCCGCCGACUCUGUGGGCGAGAUCCUGCUGUCCCUCAGCUACCUCCCCACGGCCGAACGCCUCACCGUGGUCGUGGUGAAGGCCAAGAAUCUCAUUUGGACCAGCGACAAGACCACAGCGGACCCCUACGUCAAGGUGUACCUACUGCAGGAUGGGAGGAAGAUGAGCAAAAAGAGGACGGCUGUGAAGAGGGAUGACCCCAACCCAGUGUUCAAUGAAGCCAUGAUCUUCUCGGUGCCGGCCAUUGUGCUCCAGGACCUGUCUCUCCGCGUGACAGUGGCUGAGAGCAGCAGUGAUGGCCAUGGGGACAACAUAGGCCAUGUCAUCAUUGGGCCGUCAGCUAGUGGCAUGGGCACCACACACUGGAACCAGAUGCUGGCCACGCUGCGCAGGCCUGUGUCCAUGUGGCACCCCGUCCGGCGAAACUAGCAGCUGGGGCAAGGCCAGGAGGGGCACUUGAGCUGCCUGGAGCCUGGCACAAGCUCAGGGGUGACACCCUUCUCUAUUGUCCAGCUGGAGCCAUGAAUGCCGGGGUCCCCCCAUGGACUCCCCAUGAGCCAACUCGGUCCCUCGACCUAGACUGCAGUGGAGAAAGAGCCAGAGUCUCUCCCAUGAGGACCAGCUGGAGCCGGACACUGACCCAUUGUUCUCCCAUUUUGAGAUCCCCCAACCGGUCUGCCCCUCGGCCUGGAGUGACCUUGGCCUCAGAGCUCCUCAUAUCCCACCCUGGCUGGGCAGCCAGCGCCACGCUGGGCCAGGCACUAGAACAGAGCAAGUCUUGGGGGGCCGGGCGCUGUGCAGGCACCAGCAGGCGUGACAUGAACAAGACACAGACCUCGAAGACGCCAGGAAGACAAGAGCCUCUGUCCUGGUGAUCUGCUCAGUGUGAAUGGUGGCCCAGCCAGGCAGGGCUCAGGGGGGUGGUGGGGUGAGGGUACGGGGCCUGCAGGACGACAUGGGAGCUGUGGCUUGAGGGACAAGGAAAAGAACAGAGUGACCCAUCCUGAGUGUUAGGGACGUGGGUUUCUCUGCACACAGCCCUCAGCCCCCUGUGGUGGACACAAGGGCCUCUCCGGGCAGGAGAAGAGACCAAGAGACCAGGCCGAGCAGAGCCCCGCAGGCCACAUGGGACCCUGGCUCGGCGUCAUCCUCUGAAACCUACUCCCUUGAACCAUGACCCUUAGGAGACCCAGAGGCCCGAACCCAGGCCCUGUGUUUAGUCCCUCACACUCCAGGCCUUGGCUCCAAGGCGUUUGCUCUAGUCCUUCAGGCCAGGCCCUGUUGGGCAGAGAUGUCGCAGCCUUGGGGGGGAAACCGGGGGGUGGUGGGGCGGCCAGAACACAGACGGCAAGGGAUCUGUGGGUGAGGCCUUUGGGGGCUGCAGGCCCCUGAGAGGACACGGGGGAUGGAGCAGGAGACCCUUGGGCUGGGCCUUGGAGGGAGGGGCAGCCUGAGCAGUGGCCUCGAAGGAUAGUGAAAAGGGGUCAGGACGGACUGUGAGGCUGGGAAGGAGAUGGCUCCUAGGGCACGUUCCCAAAGCAGGACCCUGAGAUGAGGCUUCAAGGGCGCGGGGUGUCAGGGGACAGCCCUCAGGAGAAGCCAGUCAGGGAGAGAGGGAGCCUGGGGCAGCGAGCAAGCUGUGGCUUCCAGUGUCUAGCCUCGGCCUGACGGCCUGAGGGCUUGGGGAAGCUCGGUGUGAAUGGCACCCAGAGGGGUCCUGCUCCAAAGGAAAGGGGCUUGGCCGUCACCCCCACAGGCAUCAUCUUUGGCUUCUGCCCCACCCCCGGCGGGAGGAAGGGUCACUGGCCGAGGCGGCUUCCAUCCUCCACAGGCAGCCGUGCACCUCAUAGCUGAGGGCUGGGUGUCCCUGCUGGUUCAAAGGGAUGGGGAGGGGGGCGGGGGGCAGUAUCUACUCCAUGUGGCAAUCCAUAGGGAGCACAUGGGCUCUUGGGCUGGCUGCCUCUGGCCCUGGUGAGCCAUGGACACCCAGGCCCACUGGUUGUCCCCAAUGAUGUGGCAGGAGAGGGUGGCUGGACCACAGUGGGAGGCCCAGGGUAGCAUGGGGGCUAGAGGCAGGACUGUGGCUCUCCCUAUGUGACACAGCCAGGGCCCAGCACCAGGAGGUCUUCACGGCCCAGGCCAACAUAGGGUCCGGGGACACACAGCGGGCGAGCCUGUGCAGCCGGGGGGAGCCCAGACUCUUCCUACCCCGGGGCUGUGCAGUGCAGGCCUUGCUUCCCGCUCCCCUCUCUUCCCUUCCCUCUAACUGCAUGACAUGUUGACUGUGCACCGGAUGGGCGUGGUGGGGACUGAGUAUGCUGACUGGAAUGAUUCUAGAACCAAAAUAAAGCUGGGGCAGGAAGGAGGGGGCUUCCAGGAGCCCUGCUCGGCCUGAACACCUUCAUCUCUGCUUUAGGAACCAGGGACUCAGGCCUGGGCCCGUGCUGCCCCUGCUGCGGGGUGCCCAGGACUGGGGGAGGGGCAGGGAGGGGUGGCCCCAAUCUGGUUAGGGAGACCGUGACUAGGACCAGUGCCGUCAUACUGCUUGGGAAACUCAAGGGGCCAUGAGCCAGACCUAGUGGGGAGGAUGGCAGUGGGGACUAUCAAGGAAGGCUUCCCGGUGGUGGUGCCAAACUCAGCCUUCCGGGCAAGAAGUAGCAUCAAGCCAAAAAGGGUGGAGAAGGCCCAAGAAGCAUUCCUGGCAGAGGAAAGAGCAUAAGGAAAAGGGCAGGAGUGGGGGUAGACAAAAACUUGGCUGAUAUGUCAACCUUGCUAAAGCCGGUAUGGGAGGAUGGGCGCGAAGAGACCCAGAGGAAAGGUCUGGGGGCAGAAGGGCUGUACGAGUCAGUGGAUGCUGGUGUGCAGCCUGCACCUCUAACACUUUGAGGUAGGUACUGUGUCAUCUCCUUUUUGUAGAUAUGGAAACUGAAGCUCAGAGAGGUUAGGUAACUAGCCCAAGAUCACACAGCCUAAAGGGCUUAGAGCUGAGAUUCAAGCUCAGGCUCCAGAGCUCAUGCUCUUAACCGCUAGGCAGCACUGCCCCCUCCCCAGCUCCUGAAGAGUGGGGCUGAGGGGAAACAGAAGCCCCUCUGGAUCCCAGGCUGCUAUGGUUUCCUACUCCCGGGACCUCCCCUGAGAGAUCACAGCAAAGUAUGGGAGGAGGAGGAUCUGGGUGGACAUUCCCAGCACCCCCCGGGGGGCCCGCCCACUCUAAGGCCUGACUGUGAAGAGCUUUUGUGGAACCCCCUCCCCGCACAGGGGAGGCAGGUAACCAACCAGCCAGGCUGUUGCAGGAGCCCGUGAAGGCUGACGCCAGGAAAAGCUCAGAGGCCAUGGAAACAUGAGCCCUGGCUCUGCAGGGCAGGCAGACUGGACACGAGGAGGGAGAGGAGCCUCCAGGCAGGGGAACUGCCUGCACACGGGUGGCAUGUGUCUAGGGACAGAGACCAGGGGUGGCUGAGCUGAGGAGACUUCGUGUCCGGGUGGAGACCGAAGGUCCUUGUCCUGCUGGUAGUGGGGCGCCACAGACAAGUCCUGGGCAGAAGCAAGUCAGAAGGAGAGAGGCAGGAAGGGGAACACUCCAAGCAGCUUUGGAAACGAGGGACAUCGGCAGGCUGCUCUGGCUUCGUGAGGGGAGGUCCAGGCUGCCUUUAAGUUCAUUCAACAGGGCCCAGACCCAGCUGCUCCCAGCUCUUUCUGCCUCUUCCCCCUUCCUCCAACCCCGGGUUUAUGGGCCUGCCUGGAAGGUCCCAGGCCCUCUCGGUCAGGGAGCCUUCAGCGGUAGACUGAGCCCCACCCAAGAGGACAGGUGUGGAGGUUGCGGGCUGACCGGCAGCUCUGGCCAGGCAGGCCCGCAUGUGGAAGGAGCAGGACCAGCCAGUUUAUCGCCCGCAGUGCCUGCAGCUCCGACUUUCCUUCCUCUCUCCUGCCUGCGGUCGUCUGGGACUGCAGACACCGGAAGGGACGAUCCAAAAGGCUAAAUAAACACCAUGACUGGGUCACGGGACUCCCUCGCUCCCCACCCUCUCCUACCCCAUCAUCAACCUUCUCCUUCGACCCAGAAGGGUCCAUAAUGGUGAGGCAGGAGAGGAGGCAGGGGCAGAGGGCUGCGUCCCCGGCCCUGGGCUCCAGUCAAAUGGCCACUGAGGCUGAGCUGGUCUUGGGGAACCCGACAGAAGACAACUAGAGAGAAGAGGCCCUUUGGGGUUCGGCCUGCCACACACCUGUGUCUGCUGCUUACUUGCUGUGUGAUAAGUCCCUUCCUCUUGAGCCCCUCCCCAAGAAUGAGCACAUUGGAUAAAAAGUCUCUAACGGCCCCCCCAUACUCUGAUUUCUGGGGAUUCUGUGUCUGGAGGCUCUAGAGCCCCAUUGCCUGGGUUAGAACCCAAGCUCCCCCACUUAUCAGCUGUGGGAUCUUUGGGCCUCAGUUUCCUCGAUUGUCAGAGUGUAAGAAUUAUACAUACUUCAUUGGACGGAAUACAAUGACACAUGCCAAGUGUCUGGCCCACAGUAGGUGCUCAGUAAACGUGAGAUCGAGGCUUUGGGUGGAGUUCCUCCUCUUGGGAUUUGGUGUUUGGGAUGAAAGGGAGGGAAGGUACACGGGGAGGUGUGAGGAGCCAAGGGCCUGUGUGGCCAGCCAAGUCAUUUCAAGGGCAGGACUGGACUCUGAAGUUCCACGGCCCUAGCACCCACUUCCCCUCCCCUUCACCCCAGGCAGAGCAGGUGAGGACGGUGCAGAGCCACCACACGGGGGCAGCAGAGACUCAGCUGGAACAGAAGGGGGGGACUCCAGGCCUCAGGGAGGGUGGGGGUGGGGGUGUCAGAAAAUGGAGCAGAUGGAAGCAGGAGGGUAAGUAAUCACCUGUCUGCUGACCCUGAACUCGGGCCAUGCGCUGUAUUCACUCAUGCAUGCAACCAUGUGUUCCUUUAUUCAUUUCUUUACUUUCCUUAUUGUUCCUUCCUUCCUUCCUUCCUUCCUCUCUCCCCUGCUCCAUCAUUUUCCUUCUCUUCCCAUUUGUCCAGCCAAGCAGUCAAUUGGACAUGACAUCCUGAGCCAAAGGAGGGCCGGUCUGGCCAUCUCUGUGCUUCUGGGGUCUUUGGGGCUGUGGCCCACUGUUCAGGGGUCCCCAAAGGACUCUGGGCUUGGGACCCGUGGGACUUCAAGAAGCUGAGUCACCCACAGGCUGGCAGUAAAGGCAGCCACACAAAACAGUAUAACAGUAAACAGUAUAACAGUGCCCUGGUGGGCCGACUGACCUGGGCCACCUCCUCACCCCAAAAUAAACCCCAGGAAAACACUGCUGUCCAGGGCCCAGCCAUGUCUGACAUUUGGGGAAAUUCCUUGCCAAUCAGGACGGGUUUUCCUGGCCCUAAUCUCUCUCUUGCAGAAGCCUGAGCAUAGAGUAGGGGUGAAGCUGGGGUUUAACAUCAGUAGAUCUGAGGGCCGAAUGAACUCAUGCAUGUGAGGUGUGAUGUCGGGAGAGAGUGCGGCUUGGUGGCCAGACCUAGGAUUCUGCCUCUUACUAGCUGUGGAUCUUAGACAAGAACUUAAUCUCUCUGGGCCUCAGGUAUCUCAUCUGUGAAAUGGGGCUAACAAUCCCCACCUGCCAGGGGCAGUACCUGCACAGGGUUAGGGAUCCAUUAAUGGGUGCUGCUACAAUUAGGAAAUGUUCAGUGAAACUGGAAAG
Molecule: messenger RNA, 7259 nt
Organism: Myotis davidii
Lineage: Eukaryota; Metazoa; Chordata; Mammalia; Chiroptera; Vespertilionidae
Gene: SYT12
Product: synaptotagmin 12
Exons: 9
Coding region: 688-2001 (437 amino acids)
Biological process (GO): regulation of dopamine secretion; calcium-ion regulated exocytosis; cellular response to calcium ion
Molecular function (GO): SNARE binding; clathrin binding; calcium-dependent phospholipid binding
Source: RefSeq, a predicted model, not a curated record